AUGGCUGUCAACGGUAUGUUCACAUAUGAAGAUCUUUAUGCACGUAAAUUCAUACAGUAUCAUCACCAACUUCAUCCUCAGGUAUCAUCAUUGCAAACAUCAUCUUCUUUCAUAAGAGAUCCAUUUAUAUCGGAAAUAAAUCAAGCAACAACAAUAACUGUCCCUACAUUACAAUCAGUAAAUUUAACUUCAUCGACGACAGAUGAUAUAGAAUUGAGUGCUAUACAAAAUAAACUUGCGGAUAUUAUUCCAUUUACUUAUUUUUAUUGGCUUCUUGUUGCACUUGCAAUUUUAUUAACAUUGACAUUAACAAUUAUUUUCAUAUGUUAUUGUCGUACUUUUUGUAAAAAUCGCAGAAAUCGAAGAUCAUCAUUACCAAGUUUUCAUCGUUAUCGAACAGAAAAUCGACGUGUACAUUCACGCGAAAUCUAUCGAUCAAAAAUACCAUCAUUUCUUCCUGCACCUACACCACCAUGUCCAUCAAAAUCAUUAGCAUCUCUUAAUAAUCAACUUCAUAGACAAGAUCUUGAUUCUAUUGUUUCACCAGAAGUUGCACGUCUUGGUGUAUAUCGAAAUGAACCAUUAAGUACAUUCUCAAAUCCUUCAUCUAAUCAAAAUUCAUUCGCACAAAAUCGUUUAAGUGCUCGUUCAUCAGAUCCACCAUUAAAAGUCGAACAAUUAUAUGAAGCACAACGUGCAAGUAUGGCAGUAGAUGAUGAUGAUGAUUUAAAAACUGAUAUAGUGAUGAUUGAUAUUGAAUAG
Adineta steineri is the source of this 762-nucleotide messenger RNA. The record is from the annotation of a GenBank genome assembly. NCBI's taxonomy places the organism in Eukaryota, Metazoa, Rotifera, Eurotatoria, Adinetida, Adinetidae.